Rasamsonia emersonii CBS 393.64 is the source of this 1920-nucleotide messenger RNA. RefSeq lists its product as uncharacterized. Gene Ontology annotation, biological process: attachment of mitotic spindle microtubules to kinetochore; kinetochore assembly; spindle attachment to meiosis I kinetochore. The transcript is spliced from 5 exons. The record is from RefSeq and is a predicted model, not a curated record. Bases 1 to 1920 code for a protein of 639 amino acids. Gene Ontology annotation, cellular component: kinetochore. Gene Ontology annotation, molecular function: centromeric DNA binding. Lineage: Eukaryota; Fungi; Ascomycota; Eurotiomycetes; Eurotiales; Trichocomaceae.
AUGGCUCCUCGGGGGCCUGUAAAAGCUCGCGAAUAUGACUAUUCUAACGUUGGCAAGGCCGGUAGGCGUACCGGUAUUACGCUGAAAGAGGGCAAACGCGAUGAGCACGGGAUGGAAGAGAUAGAUGGGAUGUUUUCAUCGCCGGAGAAAUCCCCUGUCAGGCCUAACGGUUUCAACAAUGGCAACGAGACGAUAAUGGGUUCCGAGGGCAUGUCCAUGGAUGAAGGAAACGCUCCUGGACCUGCCGAUUUCCUUUCUCGGUCCAAUGGUCAGCGGGGGUCAUAUUUUCCUCCUCCUGUCGCGCGAUCACCUAUGAAAACCGGCCUCACCGGUUCACCUCGAAGAACACCAGGCGUGCGAUCGUCACCAGUGGUUCAGAGUGAUCAAACUUCCCCCAGUCCGUCCUCUGUGCGCCAGCGGAACAACAAGGAAUCCACGCGAUCUGAUCGCCGUCCUCUGAACGACCGUCGACCGAACACAGCUCCCGUCACGAAUGGUGUACGAGGCAAGGGUAAAGAAAAGGAGUCGGCAGUUGAACCAGAAGCUACCGCAGACUUUUCAGACAAUGAAAACAAUCUGGUGUACGGAGACGAAAAUCUAGGCGAUCAAACACAUGACGAUUUGACUGCUGGUGAGAAUGGAGAUCAAUAUGGCGACGAUACAGCCGAAUAUACUACCCGCACGGAAGACGUUGGGGCUCAAGAUGCUUCAGAGGAAGCAUCACCAUCAGUUGUAGCAGCUGAUACACGAAAAUCUCACCAAAAGAAGUCUGCUGCAGAUGUCGAUGGGAAGCGUGCCUCACAGAAAGUCGCCGAUGACACGCAAAACAAUGCGCCAAAGCGGAAGCGUCCGGGACGGCCUCCGAAAGCGCAAGCACAGGCUAAUGUAGACGAGGAGCCACUUGACCGACGACCUUCGAAGAAAGCGAAGUCCUCUAGAGCUGAUACCGGGAAUUCGACGACACAGUUGAAUCCGGAAUUGGAAAAAGUUGUUGAGAAUUAUGCCAAACGUACGGGUCCUCUCAAAGGUCGCAGCUUAUACAUUCUCAAACGUGAAACGCCAUCGGAUGAAAAAGUGGUGCACACCCGGUCUGGAAGAGUAUCAGUGAGACCUCUGGCAUAUUGGCGCAAUGAGCGAUGUGUCUAUGGCGACGGCGAGGCAGAAGUUGGAGAGCGAUUUCCUCUAUCCACCAUCAAGGAAAUCAUCCGAACGGAAGAGCUGCCGCCUGAGAAGAGGAGGACAGGGAAACGUAAAACGUCUAGUAAAAAGUCGAAAACAAGGAGAAGCAAAGAUGACGAAUCGGAGGAUGAGGAGGAAGACCACGCGGACCCCUGGGAAACCGAAGGUGGAGUCCUCCACGGGUACAUCAGGAAAUGGAAUCCGGAGACUCAGACGGCUACAGAUGAGGAGGAAGUGCUGGACAUUGCCUAUGCCCCAGCAGGCAUUGAAACCCGAGAUGUUAAGGACUCGACUUUCCGCUUUGCAAAGCUGCUCAGUUCUCCUUUCAUCGGAUCGGGGAUUGUCGAAAUUCCCCCUGGCGGGGUCAAGAAGCCGAAGAAUUCCAAGCGAAUGCACAUGGUCUUUUAUGUCUGCCACGGCCGAGUGCAGGUCGAUAUAUCAGGUGUCCAAUUCAGCGCCGGGAAAGGAUGUGUCUUCCAGGUUCCCAGAGAGGAGGAGACACUAACACAAAUCUCAAUCACAGGAAAUUACUAUAGUUUUGCGAAUGCCUAUCAAAGCGAUGCACGAUUGUUCUUCACGCAGGGGUGUGUUCCAACUGAGGCAGAAAAGGCGGAAAAGGCCGAUAAUUCUGCGAGUACGGCCUCCAAACCUGCUGCUUCUGAACAGGAAUCCUCUGCCGAAAAGUCUCAGACGAAAGGCAAGGGGCGAGGCAAAUCCAAGGCCUCUGAGAACAAGCGAUAA